AUGGCAAGAAAACGGUCCAGGGAUAUCAAUAUCCCACUUGAUUUAACGGUGGAGAUACUCAAGAAACUUCCGGCGAAGUCUCUGGCGAGGUUCCGAUGCGUCUCGAAUGAAUGGGAAAAUAUGAUCAAUAAAUUCAUAGUCAUUGACUCGAUCGUGACUCGGUGUUUGAGUUUGACUAAACCAACGCGUGACAUCCACGUCAUCAGCUAUAGAGGUUCGUCCACUCUCCGUUUUUCCAACUACUCGUAUAGUUUCCUUUCUCCUCAGAUCACAAACGAAGAACAACUCUAUAACGAGUAUAUCUUUGAAAACAGCAAAGGCUAUGACUCUUAUAGAAGUUUUCAAUACGUACGUGGGUUGAUCGGUUUUCAGUGUUUAGAUAGUGGUCUGUUCAAAAUACACAACCCUACCACGAGGCAAUCUGUUACCUUGCCCGUUACGUCUUUUCCUCCGAGCUGGUCCUACUUUUUCGGGUACGAUCCUAUCAAGAAUCAAUACAAAGUAGUGAGUAUAAGUCGCUAUCAACCGGAGCAGUCUUGUCUAGUUUUCACAUUGGGAGACCCCACAAAGCAGUGGAGGGACAUCCAUUGCUGCAUUGGACGUCACCCACCAUUCGGAGAAGCAGUUUGCAUCAACGGGACAAUCUAUUACAAAGCAAAGACGGUUUUGGCGAGUUUCAAUGUUAGGUCCGAGAAAUUUAAUCUUAUUCAAGAUCUGCCGAUUGACCCUGAAGAUUUGACUCUUAUAAACUACCAAGAGAAGUUGGGAUGCAUGUGUUGUAGCGACCUCAACAAAAACGAUGUGGAUAUGUUGGUUAUGGAGAAUGCCGAGAAACAAGAGUGGACUAAGAUUACAUUUGUGGCCAUGCUUCAAGAUUUACCUAGUCGUGUCGAUUUUGCGGGUGUCACUCAUCCUGGUGGUGAAAUCGUUUUAGUCCAUAAGACUUAUUAUAGUGGGUUGGCUUCAGUUGUUUAUUAUUAUGAUCCAAAACGGAAUAGUCGUAGAAGAGCUGAAAUCCAAACUACAACGUCCUUAUUCACAAGAAACCCUAGUGUAUACGUUAGAAUCAGGGCUGUCACGGAUCAUGUUGAGAAUAUUAUGCGUUUGUAG
Microthlaspi erraticum is the source of this 1110-nucleotide messenger RNA. Lineage: Eukaryota; Viridiplantae; Streptophyta; Magnoliopsida; Brassicales; Brassicaceae. The record is from the annotation of a GenBank genome assembly.